This is a messenger RNA of Carassius gibelio (silver crucian carp), 5048 nucleotides long. RefSeq names its product ATM interactor-like. Bases 56 to 2338 code for a protein of 760 amino acids. Gene Ontology annotation, cellular component: nucleus. The record is from RefSeq and is a predicted model, not a curated record. Lineage: Eukaryota; Metazoa; Chordata; Actinopteri; Cypriniformes; Cyprinidae. The transcript has 4 exons. Gene Ontology annotation, molecular function: DNA-binding transcription factor activity, RNA polymerase II-specific; transcription cis-regulatory region binding. Gene Ontology annotation, biological process: regulation of transcription by RNA polymerase II.
GGUUGCUAUGCGACGUGUCCCGGAAGUAAAUGUCUUCGUUGUGGCUUGUUGAAUCAUGGCUGCUUCAACAGUCAACAGUAAUAGCCGUCACAAAAGGCAAACAUGCAUCGAGAAGCUGCCUUUACAAGACAGAGAGAUUAUUAAACCCUCCAUAACAGAGCUCACCAAAGAAGUGCGGACCAACAUCCUCUGUACGGUGGAAGGAUGUGGGAAGAUUCUGCCUAACACUCCAGCACUCAACAUGCAUCUGGUCAAGUCCCACAGAAUCAAGGAGGGGCUGGUCAACCCUACAAUUAGAAAGGACAUUAAAGAAUCACAAAAGCUCUACUGUUGCCCAAUAGAAGGUUGUCCAAGAGGACCAAACAGACCCUUUUCUCAGUUUUCACUAGUUAAACAGCACUUUAUGAAGAUGCAUGCAGAAAAGAAGCACAAGUGUUUGAAGUGCAGUAAUGGCUACAGCACUGAGUGGGACCUGCGGAGACAUGUUGAGGAUUGUGGGAGGACAUACAGCUGUACAUGUGGUUGUCCUUAUGCCAGCAGAGCAGCACUGCUGUCUCAUAUCUACAGAACAGGCCAUGAGGUUCCCAAAGAGCACAGGUAUCCACCAGUGAAGAAGAGGAAAAUGGAAAUAUUGUCAAGCAGUACAACAAAUUUUAUGCCUGAUGAACUAAUAAAUGAAAUUCCAGACUGUAAGAAAAAAAUCAGCGAAGGAGCAGUCCCUACCAAAUUCAUCUCUGGAACCUCGGCCACAGCAAAACACAACACUAACCACCCCAAACACACCCAGAAGCUCCUUCUCCCAAAGCCCAAAGUGGCCCUUGUCAAUGUUCCUGUUAUGCAGUUCACCCACCUGCCUGUUCUCCUACCCUCUGUGGAAAGUAGUGCCUUGAGGUCAUUGGUCUUGUCUGUGGAUGCACAAGGGUCCGUAAGCACUGUGCGUAUUUUGUCACCGUCGGUCAGCACAGUGGUGCCUGAUCUGAACAAUAAGGCUUUCAAAGAGGCCUUUCCUGUACAUACAUCAGGCCAGGAAACAAUUAGCACAGGGGUACAGGUCAAUCUUGAGAGUCAAGCCUCUGUGGGAGAUCCAAUGUGUUUUGGAUCCAGAAACAAAAGCACUUCAACAAACAUUCAAACUGACAUAUCAUACCUCAACAAAGGGAUGGAUGCUGGACCAUUAACUGUCUCCCCCUGCUGUGAGGCCUCAGUGUCCUCUUGCUCUCAGACAGACAUCAGUGUAAGCGCUCAGAUUCAGUUGCCUGUUAAUGUGCAAACCCAGACCCUACCCUCACAAAUCAAAGCCACAUUUUCCAUUGGAGCACAGACAGAUGUUUUCAGUUUCUCUUCCAUUAAUGUGACCCGGGAAACACAAACAAGCUGUUCUGCAGCCCCAGUGGAUGAAAGCCAAAUGGACCAAGAAAUGUGCACAAAUCUAUUUGAUACUGAUACUCUCAGUGUCUCCACUCAGACUGCAGAGGCUGAUGCACAUUUCAGAACCAGUGGUUUAGAAGAUCCUCUGACCAGCACUGGAGCUGGGCUUUUUGAGGACAAGACUGCUGCAUCCAUGUGUUUUGGGGCCCAGACUGAUAUUUUGCACCAAAACACAGUAGCAGACAACCAGACUCAGACCAUGAUACUUUUCCGUGACCUUGAGAAUAUUCUUUCUGACAGCAUGACUGGGGUGGCUUCGAGCUGUUCUUCAGGUUUAGUUGGUACACAUGAACCGCAUCACACUGGCAUUGACUUUGACUUUGAAGAGUUCCUUAAUGCGACACACAUUCAGACUCAGACAGAAGAAAGUGGUUUAAACAGUCUGAACACAGAGACAACUUUGGAACUCCUAGACAUUGAGACACAGACUGACUUCCUGCUCUAUGACAACCUUGGUAAUGGGCACAACAGUGAUGUUGGAACAAGGGUGCAACCAAGUGAUCUGGAGCUUGAGAUGUUUGACACUCAGACCCAGACAGACCUUAACUUCUUGCUAGACACGGGUGGGCACAUGCCCCUUGGCAGUAUCCUCAGACAGUCUAGUUUCAGCAUGAGCACAGAUUCCUCAGACACAGAAACACAAACCGAUGUCAGGCCUGAUCCACUUUCUCUGCCUUGCUCCCAUGAUGGGCAGGUGAGGCUCAGCACUGCUGAAACCCAGACCAUCUCCAGUUCCUUUCAGAGCCUUGGCCACCUCUUCCACACUAGCAACGAGACCCAAACAGCAGUGGAUGACUUCCUUUCAGCAGACUUGGCCUGGAACAUGGAGUCUCACUUUAGCUCAGUGGAAACUCAAACAUGUGAGGAGCUCAUCUCACUAUUUCAACACAAUGAGAAAUCCAAAAGCUAAAGGCUCCAUCAAAGAUGAUUUGGUUGAUUUAGGUCAUAUAAUGAGGGAGUGAAUCCUAGUAUCUCCAUCAGCAAGGGUGGCAGAACUUCAAAACAGUUCCUCACAACAAUCUAGAGUGCAAUCUGUCAGCUAAUAAUUGUGUGUGUAAUCGCCAAAUUUUAUUUUAGACACAAUAUUUAUCAAGUCCACAAUAAGGUACUGCAUAUCUGCCCAAGUCUAAGGAUGUAUAAGUAUACAUUUGCAGCACUUUAUCGCGCACUAUUAAUGAUCAACAUACAGUGGGGCUUGAAAGUUUGGGCACCCCUUGCAGAAUCUGUGAAAAUGCGAGUAAUUUUCAAAAAAUAAGAGAGAUCAUACUAAAUGCAUGUUAUAUUUUAUUUCGUACUGUCCUGAGUAAGAUAUUGUACAUAAAAGAUAUUAACAUUUAGUCCACAAGACAAAAAAAAAAUGCUGAAAUUAUUAAAAUAACCCCACUCAAAAGUACUGUGUUCCGUUACCUGAUGAUCCUUGACUGUCUUUCUGUUUUGUGAUGGUUGUGCAUGAGUCCCUUGUUUGUUCUGAACAGUGAUACUAAGCAGCGCUCUUCAGAAAAAUCUUAAAGGUCCUGCAGGUUCUUCAGUUUUCCAGCAUCUUUGCAUAUUUGAACCCUUCCCAGCAGUGACUUUAUGAUUUUGAGAUGAAUGGAAUGGAAAAAAGUUAUAUUUCAACAAAAUAAGACAAAUUUGGCCAUCUUCAUUGUGUUCAAAAGUUUUCACCCCCCAGCUCUUAAUGCAUCUUGUUUCCUUCUGGAGCAUCAGUGAAUGUUUGAAUCUUUUUAAAUAGUUGUGUUUGAGUCCCUCAAAUGUCCUCAGUGUGAUAAGAUGUAUCUCAAAAUCAUAAAGCCACUGCUUGAAAGGGUUCAAAUAUGCAAAGAUGCUUGAAAACUGAAGAAUCUGCAGGACCUUAAAGAUUUUUCUGAAGAACGCUGCUCAGUUUAACUGUUCAGAAGAAACAAGGGAUUCAUGCACGACCAUCACAAAACAGAAAGACAGUCGUGGAUCAUCAGGUGACCACACACAGUACUAAGAACCAAGGGUUCCCAAACUUUUGAGUGGGGUUAUUUUAAUAAUUUCAGCUUUUUUUGUCUUGUGGACUAAAUGUUAAUAUCUUUUAUGUACAAUAUCUUACUGCGGACAGUACUAAAUAAAAUAUAACAUGCAUUUAGUAUGAUCUCUCUUAUUUUUUUUAAAUUACUCGCAUUUUCACAGAUUGUGCAAAGGGUGCCCAAACUUUCGAGCCCCACUGUAUAUUGGUAAUCCUUCAAGUAUUUUGUUUGUUGUAGCAGGUCAGGUCAGAGCCUCUUGUGGCAAUGUGUAGUAAGUUCGUACUGAUGUUACUCAGAAAUCAGACAGAAAUUAUAUAAAACAGUCAUUCCACAAAUAAUAUAUAUUAUCUCAUUGGUGUAUUUUCUGGUCUGAUAAUGUUUAGAUGUUUCUUUGAUUUGUGCUAUAGAAAAAUUUAUUAAAUUUUAAUAGUACAAUGCUCUAGACCCAUCUAAUAGCCAAUGUGAGUAUAUUUAGUUCUUGAAUAAUUACAAAAUUCAUGCAAAUAUUUCUUGCUGACUGUUAUGUCAUAAUUUAAAACUUACAUCUUAAACCAGUUGAAUUUGCAUCUUAUGCAUGUUCCAGGCAUCACAUUUCCUUAAAAAACAGUGCUGAGGAUUUGUUCCUGCUAACUGUGAUUUGCAUUCUGUAUUGUGAGUAGAUUCAAAUACACAAAUCAAAAAUGUUUACUUUAAAACAAAACCUUUAAUAUUUCUUUGAAAGCAAGUGUCGGUUUUGAUGGAAUAUGUUCAUCCCUCCUCAUGAUUUUAAGUAACUGUUUACACAUACUGUAGAAACCUUUUGUUGAUGCCUUAAUUUAAGUGUUCAUAUGCUUUUGGCUGAGAUAAUGAAAUUGCAGUGCUGCUUAAGGGAGGAGAUUUUGAAUUGAUGUCCUUCGUGUUUUUAUUUUCUUCUUGUUUGUGUUUGUGUGUGUAUUUAUUGUUUUGGUUCUUAUGAAUGUUUCAUCUCUGUGUCAAAAUUGUCAUAUGCCUUAGACACUACAUAUGAAAGGCAACCAUAGCUUUAUUUUCAUUUAGCCUCUCUCUCUCUGUGUAUUAUAUAUAUAUGGGAUAUGCGAUAUGCACUGAAUUUAUUUUUGCUCCUGAACAUUAUGUAUAUAGUGGAAUUUCCACAAGUAGAGUGUAAGUGACACAGUGUCUGUUCCCUUUAUGACGUCACAUUGGCUGCUUCUCAACAUUGUAACUGUAAAAGAGCUUUAGUAUUUUUAUGCCAAACUUUAGGAACUCUCGUAUUCAGCCUCUACAUUAACUGAAAUGCUAUUUAGAUCUUGGAAUAAAUACUGCAAGUAAAUACAUGUUAAUGUUGUGUAGGCAAUGAUGAUGUCAUAGUGAAAACUGUUGCUAUAGAAACUUGAACGGUUCCAAGUGUUUCUCUGUAAAGAGUGCAUGCAUGCAUAAUUUUGUGCCAAGAAUAAUUUUGUGUUGCUUUUUGUUUUCCACCAUGUCUUAUUUAAUUUGGUAUAGGACAUAAUUUAUAAUUAGGUGUGAUAAUUAUAAAAUUAUUACAGUUUUUGUUCUUUAAAAGCUGGCCAUGUGUAUAGCUAUGUUCUGUUAUUUAGAGGCUAUGCUGAUUCACAUGAAACUGGAAAAUAAACUGCAGAAAAUAAA